Messenger RNA from Spodoptera frugiperda (fall armyworm), 2563 nucleotides. It is a transcript of the gene Cbp80, whose product is annotated as nuclear cap-binding protein subunit 1. Bases 129 to 2528 code for a protein of 799 amino acids. Gene Ontology annotation, biological process: mRNA export from nucleus; nuclear-transcribed mRNA catabolic process, nonsense-mediated decay. The transcript is spliced from 10 exons. The record is from RefSeq and is a predicted model, not a curated record. Lineage: Eukaryota; Metazoa; Arthropoda; Insecta; Lepidoptera; Noctuidae. Gene Ontology annotation, cellular component: nuclear cap binding complex; nucleus. Gene Ontology annotation, molecular function: RNA cap binding; mRNA binding; protein binding.
CUAGUGUCAACUUCGAUUUCAAUCGUCGCCGUUCAUUGACUUGUUUGUUGGCGUUUUUCAUUUAAUUUAAUUAAAACUGCUCAAAAUAGAGCUUUAGAAACAUUUCUCGUGAGUUUUAAUUUUCAACAAUGAAUCGUAGAAGGGCUCACGAUGAUGAAGACGGAUACGAGCGUCUCAAUCGCAAAAGACGUCGAGUAUCGGAGAAUCAGGAGAUCGAGGAUAGGCUCGAGUCUCUGAUCCUGAGGGUCGGAGAGAAAAGCAGCUCAAGCUUAGAGAGUAAUUUGGAAGGUCUGGCAAGUGUCCUGGAAGCAGAUUUGAGUACGUUCAGAGUGAAAAUCUUACGUAUCCUCACCGACUGUGCUAUCCGCAUGCCGGAGAAAUGCACCAUAUACGCUACGUUGGUUGGUCUUCUGAACGCGAAGAACUAUAACUUUGGUGGAGAAUUUGUUGACUACAUAGUUAAAACAUUUAAGGAAAACUUGAAGACUGGUAAAUGGAACGCCGCGAGGUACUGUCUCAGGUUUAUAGCUGACUUGGUGAACUGUCACGUGCUGGCAGCUUCCUCCCUGUUGACAUUGCUGGAGACAUUAGUGGACUGUGCUAAUGAGGACGGAGUGCCCCAAGUGAGGAGGGAUUGGUUUGUGUUUGCUGUACUGUCAGCAUUGCCCUGGGUGGGCAGAGAACUGUAUGAGAAGAAGGAAUCUCAACUAGAUCACUUGUUAACUACUAUUGACAUAUUCUUGAAUAAGCGCAGUAAGAAACACUGGCCCGCUCUCAAAGUAUGGUCAACUGACACUCCUCAUCUACAGGAGGAGUACUUAGAUUGCCUGUGGGCUCAGAUAAAGAAGUUGAAACAAGAUAACUGGUCAGAGAAACACAUUCCAAGGCCUUACCUCGCCUUUGACUCAAUUUUGUGUGAAGCCCUUCAACACACACUUCCAGCUAUUCAGCCUCCACCUCACAAUGACACAGAUACAUACCCUAUGCCAAGGGUUAUAUUCCGUAUGUUCGACUACACGGACUGUCCUGAUGGCCCAGUACUGCCAGGUGCACAUUCUAUUGAGAGAUUCCUUAUCGAAGAGCACCUUCACAACAUAUUGGAAGCGUAUCAUUUGGAACGCAAAGAAUGUGCAGCACAGCUCCUCUGUUUUCCUUACAAAGCGAAGAUUCCUCUAGAAUACUGUAUUGUGGAGAUAAUCUUCGCUGAAUUGUUUAAUCUACCAAGACCGAGAUACUUGGAGAUUUGUUACGGAUCUAUCCUGAUAGAACUCUGUAAGCUUCAGCCUUCGACAAUGCCGCAAGUAUUGGCACAGGCUACGGAAAUAUUGUUUAUGAGAAUUGAUACAAUGAAUGUUGCGUGCUUUGAUAGGUUCGUUAACUGGUUCUCGUACCACUUGAGUAACUUCCAGUACCGUUGGUCGUGGGAGGACUGGGAGGCGUGCACCCAGCUAGACAUGGACCAUCCUAAACCUAGAUUCGUUAGGGAAGUCCUUGGAAAAUGUCUGAGGUUGUCAUACCAUCAAAGAAUAAAGGAAAUGGUCCCAGAAUCAUUUGCAGCAUUUGUUCCUCUGAAACCGGAACCUAUUUACAAGUACUCCAUGGAAGGAGCAGCAUCUCUGCCCGGCACUGAAGCAGCACAUCAGCUAGUAGUGUGUGUGCGUAACAAGUGCACUCCUGAGGAGGCCCUGAAUGUCCUGCGAGAGCUCCCGAACCCUCUCCGCGAAGGGGAACAACCGGCCGCCGCGCAAGCAGCCCCCUACAACCCGUUGAAGAUUGACGUCUUCGUGCAAACCCUGCUGAACUUGGGCAGCAAGAGUAUAUCGCACAGCUUCGCGGCUAUAUCUAAGUUCCAUUAUGUGUUUAAGAUCCUAGCAGAAUCUGAGGAGGCUCAGAUCUGCAUCCUACGUAACGUUUGGGAGCUGUGGCAGCGUCAUACGCAGAUGGUUUGCGUCCUCGUCGACAAGAUGCUAAAGACACAGAUCGUCGAGUGCAACGCGGUCGCAACCUGGCUGUUCUCUAAAGAAAUGGCGCCGUUCUUCACACACAACUACCUUUGGGAGAUACUGCACCUUACUAUUGAUAAAAUGAACAAGCAUGUCUCGAAAUUGAGCGGUGAACUCCAGGAAGCGAGGGAGGCCCUGGCUAGAGCAGACUCCAGCAGCUCGGACUCGGAAGACGAGAACAACAGCAAAAAGAAGAAAGACCAGGAUAAACCUACUGAAGAGGCAGUAGAACGCAUGGAGGAGCGCUUGGAAGCGGCCCACAUGGACCAGAAGCGUCUGUUCCUGAUCGUGUUCCAGCGGUUCAUCAUGAUCCUGUCGGAGCACCUGGUGCGCUGCGACACGGACGCGCGCGACCCCGACACGCACUGGUACCGCAGUACUAUUGGCAGGCUGCGGCAGGUCUUCCUUAUUCAUCACGAACAAGUUCAGAAGUACAGCAGUACUCUAGAGACGCUGCUGUUCACCCAGGACUUGGAUCCUCACAUCCUGGACGUGUUCCACCAGUUCAUCGCCCUCACCGCAUAGACAAACUAAUAGACAAUGGACUUACUGGUAAAACG